Messenger RNA from Ipomoea nil (Japanese morning glory), 438 nucleotides. Its product is annotated as vegetative cell wall protein gp1. The record is from RefSeq and is a predicted model, not a curated record. NCBI's taxonomy places the organism in Eukaryota, Viridiplantae, Streptophyta, Magnoliopsida, Solanales, Convolvulaceae. The transcript has a single exon. Bases 1 to 438 code for a protein of 145 amino acids.
AUGAUGUGUUACAUAGGGAAAGCGACGAAGAUCUUCAUCUUCAUAGUCACGGUUCUGGUGGUUACUGGGCUUGUCUUGGGAUUCGGGCUCCUUCGCCAUCGUACUCACAAGGAAAGCAACAAAACUUGCUACGGCGAUUCCUGCAAUCCGGACCCCCAAGCUUCUCCCAUUGUUAUCCCCAAUCCAAGCCCUACUGCCCCACCAACCACCGUCUCCCCCAAUCCCAUUACGCAGCUGCCGCCGCCGCCGCCGCCUAGCCCGGACAUUCCUAAUUCACCUCCUCCUCCGCCGCCUCAGUUACCGGAUACCCAACCGCCGCCGCCUCAACCGCAGGACACGCAACCGCCGCCGCCCCUGCCUCCUGCCGUAUCGGCUCCGCCGCCAACAUUGAGUCCUCCCAGCGCAGCACUGGUGGCCUCAGGUCCGGUCCAUUCUUAG